Messenger RNA from Entrophospora candida, 216 nucleotides. The record is from the annotation of a GenBank genome assembly. NCBI's taxonomy places the organism in Eukaryota, Fungi, Glomeromycota, Glomeromycetes, Entrophosporales, Entrophosporaceae.
AUGAGUUUAAAACCUUUUAAACUUGAUGAAACAAGACUUAUAGUUAUUGGCGUGAGUGUGGUUCAAUUAACGUUGAAUUCUCUGGAAAAUGAUUCGAUUACCGCUGAAGUAUAUUAUGAAGAUGUUGCUUUACAAGAAGAAAUAAAAGUAUUAAUUAAUAAUGCCAUAAUAACAUUAAAAAAUUCGUUUACAAUGAAAAACAAAUGGGAAAACUAA